GGCUAUCGCGAUAACAUAUUUCACUCCACGUGAGUUAAUCGUCUUUGUGUGAAGCGCGGAUUAGCAACUAGCAUUAGCAAGGAGUCUGACAUUUGAGAAAUAUUGUAUUUUCAGUACAACACCAAUCCACAGAUCGAUAUAAGAGAAGAAUCAGUUUGUGUACCACCUGUCGGCCAUAGUAAACAGACACACUGAACCACCCGAGUCAUCUCCAUGGCACUAAGACGAGGACAUAUCAGGUACCUGAAGGUGUGUGAGGUUCAGACGUCUCAAAGUGAUGCCAGAGACGGUCAGCAAACUACCAAAGGAGCUGUCGGAAAGGUGACUGCUGCCUGCGGAUUGGUUGAGCGUGAGCUGUAUGAUAACGGCUUCAGUGAUCAGCUGAUGGAGGAUGACGACGCCCGGACAAACCUGAUUGUGAACUCCCUGCCACAGAGCAUGAGUCAGGACGAGCUGCGCAGUCUGUUCAGCAGCGUGGGCGACGUUGAGUCCGCCAAGCUCAUCAGGGACAAAGUGGCAGGCCACAGUUUAGGUUACGGCUUUGUUAACUUUGUUAACCCUAGUGAUGCAGAGAGGGCUAUCAGUACCCUCAAUGGCCUGAGGCUACAGUCUAAAACUAUCAAGGUUUCAUACGCGCGGCCGAGUUCAGACAUGAUCAAAGAUGCCAAUCUGUACAUCAGCGGUUUGCCCAGAACACUGAGCCAGCCUGAGCUGGAGGACAUGUUCUCUCGCUAUGGACGCAUCAUCAACUCCAGAGUGCUGGUUGACCAAGCCUCAGGUCUGUCUCGGGGUGUGGCCUUUAUUCGGUUUGAUAAACGAGCUGAGGCUGAUGAUGCUGUCAAGCACCUGAAUGGGCACACGCCCCCUGGCAGCUCUGAACCAAUCACAGUCAAGUUUGCUGCCAACCCCAAUCAGGCCAGGAACUCCCAGAUGAUGUCACAGAUGCACCAUGGGCAGUCACGGCGCUUUGGAGGACCUGUACAUCACCAGGCACAGAGGUUCAGGUUUUCUCCAAUGAGCGUGGACCACCUGGGUGGAGGUGGUGGGGUCUCAGGUAGCUCAUCAUCUGGUUGGUGCAUCUUCAUCUAUAACCUAGGUCAGGAUGCAGAUGAGGCCAUCCUGUGGCAGUUGUUUGGGCCAUUUGGCGCUGUCAUCAACGUGAAAGUGAUCCGAGAUUUCAGCACCAACAAGUGCAAAGGCUUCGGCUUUGUUACCAUGACAAACUACGAGGAGGCCGCCAUGGCAAUCCACAGCCUGAAUGGUUACCGACUGGGAGACAAAGUCCUGCAGGUGUCCUUCAAGACCAGCAAAGGACACAAGUAGAGGGUGAAGGGUGCUGUUUCUUCUUCUUUUCAGAAGAAGACUUGAACAGGUGAAAUGUAAAUUUUUGCAUGUGUUGUCAGUUGAGCGGAGCCUUUUGAGUUUUUGUCAUUUUUGAUACAGUCACUUGAGUUUUUCUCUGUGUGUCUCUGGUGUUCUUUUUUUUUUCUGAUAGUUAUAAAAGACUUUGGACGUCUUGUUGUCCAAGAUGGCCGACUGACACCAGCAGGUGUUAGUGAGGUAACUUUGGCUCUCCUCAUGUUAAAUGAUGUUGAGGAUAAUGAGCAGUUUUUGUAUUGAUGCUAGAAGCAGGUGUCGGCUCUGAAAUCCAGACAAGUCUCCAAAUCACACCGGUGAAACAAACACAGCUGUUUGAAACAAGAAACUAACAAAUAACUGAUACUUAACAUUUUGGUUCAGAGGAUACAUUAACAUAACAUGAACUCAUUUUGAAUAUUAAAGUGAAUUGUCAGUAAGUUUUUCUCAUUUGUACAAAAUACUGUUUUUCUGCACAUUCAACAAUAAAACAGGUGGUAGUUAAUCAUAGUCAAAUGAUAUAAAAGUUGUGUAAAAGAAUAUCAAGUUGUCAGUUUGUCAUGUUUUUGUUGUAACAUUUUCAAAUAAAGCUGAUCUGUUGUUGAUGUUG
This is a messenger RNA of Monopterus albus (swamp eel), 1966 nucleotides long. RefSeq names its product ELAV-like protein 1. NCBI's taxonomy places the organism in Eukaryota, Metazoa, Chordata, Actinopteri, Synbranchiformes, Synbranchidae. Gene Ontology annotation, cellular component: ribonucleoprotein complex. The record is from RefSeq and is a predicted model, not a curated record. The transcript is spliced from 8 exons. The coding region runs from base 214 to 1323 and encodes 369 amino acids. Gene Ontology annotation, molecular function: RNA binding.